AAGCAAAGUUUAGUUCUCCACGGCGAGUUCAGGUAUUCACACUGUCCUUCAUCGGACUUCGAACUGCUAAAUAUUAUUGUUAUUUUCGAUCGAGUAUAAAACAUAAACAAACAAAACGAAUUAUUUGCUGUGAUAUAAUCACAUCAAUUAAGAAAAGAAAGGAAUUCAGAAAAACACUCAGAAUAUGAGUUUUUCAUCGGAAUCGGGAGCGGAAGCGGCUGCGGCUGCAAAAAAAUUAAACUUAGAAAAAGCGACCAAUUUCAUGAAACAGUAUAGGGAUCCUCAAAGCAGAGAACUCAAAAAACUGUCAGCAAACCAAUUUAUGGACGUCUGGAGCCAUUACGACAAAGAUGGUAACGGAUACAUCGAAGGAACUGAACUAGAUGGAUUUCUUCGAGAAUUUGUCUCCAGUGCUAACACUGCGGACGUCAGCCCAGAGGCGGUAUCGGAUGCAAUGCUAAUAGAACUGAAGCAGUGUUUUAUGGAAGCCUACGACGAUAACCAAGAUGGGAAAAUUGACAUUCGUGAACUUGCUCAACUUUUGCCAAUGGAAGAAAACUUUCUUCUACUGUUCCGAUUUGAUAAUCCACUUGACUCCAGCGUCGAAUUCAUGAAGAUUUGGAGAGAAUAUGAUACAGAUGGUAGUGGAUACAUUGAGGCUGACGAGUUAAAGAAUUUCUUAAGAGAUUUACUAAAAGAAGCAAAAAAAAUAAAUGAUGUGUCCGAAGAUAAACUCAUCGAGUACACUGAUACAAUGCUGCAAGUUUUCGAUGCCAAUAAAGAUGGUAAAUUGCAACUAUCUGAAAUGGCUAAAUUGCUACCAGUCAAAGAAAACUUUUUAUGCCGUCAAGUGUUCAAAGGAGCGACAAAACUUACAAAAGACGAUAUUGAACGAGUUUUUUCGUUGUACGAUAGAGAUAAUAAUGGUACAAUCGAAAAUGAAGAACUUCGUGGAUUUUUAAAGGAUCUUCUUGAAUUGGUUAAAAAGGAUUAUGAUGCGGACGACUUGCAAGACUUCGAAGAAACAAUAUUAAGAGGAGUCGAUUACAAUGAAGAUGGCAAAAUAAAUCGAAAAGAGUUAACUAUGAUACUAUUGGCACUCGCUAAACACAACCAGGAAGAAGAUUCUGCAGCUAAAAAAGCAUAAUUUUGUUCGUAAUAUAAACUUAAAGCAUAAAACUACAUGCACAAAAAUAUAUGUCUUUCCAUUUAUGGCCUGAGGCUUGUA
Molecule: messenger RNA, 1228 nt
Organism: Daktulosphaira vitifoliae (grape phylloxera)
Lineage: Eukaryota; Metazoa; Arthropoda; Insecta; Hemiptera; Phylloxeridae
Gene: Cbp53E
Product: calbindin-32
Exons: 12
Coding region: 185-1147 (320 amino acids)
Biological process (GO): regulation of long-term synaptic potentiation; regulation of presynaptic cytosolic calcium ion concentration
Cellular component (GO): terminal bouton; nucleus; dendrite
Molecular function (GO): calcium ion binding
Source: RefSeq, a predicted model, not a curated record